Messenger RNA from Formica exsecta, 3128 nucleotides. RefSeq lists its product as uncharacterized. The transcript is spliced from 5 exons. The record is from RefSeq and is a predicted model, not a curated record. Lineage: Eukaryota; Metazoa; Arthropoda; Insecta; Hymenoptera; Formicidae. Bases 1035 to 1898 code for a protein of 287 amino acids.
CAAUCGCGGAAUCGCGAUCAGUCUGUAAAAGUCAGCGCGCAAGCCACUGACACGGCUAUCUCCGCGUGCGCGAGCAAGCGAAUCCGGCCACGGCCGUUUGACGUAUCGCGGGUGGAUAAAGAGCGCAAAGUCGAAAAACAAAGACGAGGAAAAACCGCGCGAUGUUACAAGGAGAUAAAUAUUCGGACUGAUAGCGUAUCGCUCCGAGAGAGAUACCCGCGAACAUCCGCGGAUCGAUACGGCGGUGGAGAAUACGUCCCGACAAAGAGAAGAUUGAUCGGAUAUAAAAUCCGCGAAUGAAACGUUGACAAUAGAAAACGUAUACAGUAUUCCGAGCGUGAUCUGUCGAGAUUAAUACAGAUAGAUUUACGUUAAUAAACGUGGAGAAAAUAUUCGACGAUUCAAUUUCGAUUUGCGCCGAAGAUCGGUGACACGGGGAUUGGGAUGAAUCUUUACUCCCUCACCUCCCUCACCUCCGAUCCAUAAAUUAAUUAAUUGUGCCAAUAUAUUCAAUUGAUCCGCUUUGGAGCACUCAAGGGUCAAUCAACGGGCGAGAUGAAGCGUCGCGGAUAAAAUCCAUGCGGCGACGCGAUUAUCAUCUGUGCGAUGACAGAUCAUCAUCUGUGCGAGUCGCGGGAAGCAGCGUUCGAUAUCUCGAUAUCCGACCGUCUGUCCGUUCUCCGGAUAGGCACGAAACGGAACGGGCAUUAACAAGGAGCGAGAACUGGAUCGGCUCGUUUUUUCCUUUUCUCUCUCUCUCUCUUUCUCUCUUUAUGACCGAAAAUGCCCAGAUAAAAUAGAUACUUUUCAUCUUAUUCGGGUACAGACGAAAAAGAUAUGCGCGUGUAAAAAUUGGACGUGCGCGCGUGUUUGCUUCGACGCGCAAAGCCGUUGUGUGCCAGCUCUCUGUUAAUCAGUGUGUAUCAAGAUUUACCCUACAUAUCACCGGCCGGCGGAUCUGCCGUCGAUCCGAGCCGCUGCACCGUCGCGAAAUAUCAUACCUGUUGUUGUGAAUAAAGCUGCCGGACGACAAGAUGACGCGAAGAGGUCUUUUGUUGCUGCUACUCGGUCUGGCUCUAUUGAAAAAAUCGUCCGGUGCCGGAAAAAACGAUGCGGAAAACGAGGCCUCUGGCCAACGGCCGCAUCACAGGCAGAAGAGGCUCCUUUGGUUCACGAACGAUGGACGGAUCGCGCUACCGCCCGGCACGGUCAUGACGAUUACGCCGACACUGGCGUUGCCCUUCGUAAGGCAUCCACCAUACGGUUUCCUCAGCAAUAUAACCAUCAGUCUACCGUUCACGAUCGACUUCGACAAGCUGGGCUUGACGGACAACGAGAAUCCGUACGGGGCCCUACCGCCUAGCUUUGACAGAAAGCUGAAAAGCCGACAAGCCGGCAUGAUGAUGGCGGACUUUAUCGCAGCCUUCAUCAAACGCAGAUUGCACAAACGGGACAUGGCAGAGGUGCCGAAAAACGCGUUCCACGGCGGUGAACGGGCCCUACUCUAUGGUACCGCCGAAGAUAUGCUGAGCACCUUGGGAAUGAACGGGAAAGCAUGCGUGUUAAGGGCGAUCUGCGAGGUUCAGGGACAUCAUCUCAACAACUUUGGCCUGAUCGGCGAAAUGUUAAAGCUCUUCUUCACUGCCAGUCGAUCGCCGUUCGCGAAUCUCCUCAAGGAAUACGUCGAGGCGGAAAAUCGCGGGAAAUUUCACGGCGAGUGCUGGCCCUAUUUUAAAGAUUGCCCGAAAUCUUUAUUUCUACCCUCUUCUACCAACAAAUAUCAGAAAGAUUCGAUGCACAACGAAGAAGACGAAGAGGAUGAGCAUUGGAAUCAAAUUUCGAAUGAACUCGAUGAAGAACCUCUCACAAGGAUAUCAGAACAAUUACAUCCGAUGUAAUUGCAAUUACAUAAUUAUAAUUAUACACGCAAGAUGACUAGAGAAUGUCUAAAGAGGAAAGAAGCUCGCGCUUAUUUUCUCGGACAGAGAUUUUCUGGCAAAUUUUAUGAAAGCAAAAACUUUGUCCAAAGAAUGAGGAGAAGCUGACUUUCCUUCGUAGACUUCAUAUUGUCAUGAAGAAUAUUACGAUUUCCUUUCGUGUCGAAUGUAAGCAUUUAACUUGGGAUUUUUAAAUAAAAAAAUGUCAUUUAAAUGUAGAUUCGAAAAUUAACGCUACAGACACGCGAGAUUAUAAAUGUUUCGCGAAAUGUACGUAAAAUUUAUAUAGUUCUUUAAGGGCAAGCUCAAAAAUAAACAAUAAUGUUAAUAUAACGAGAUUACCAUUAUUGUGUAACUAUGACAUCGUGAUAGGUCGAGUUCUCGGCCAAAAUAUCGUAUAUAUGGAUAGGUAUAAAACUACAUAUAUCUAUGUAUCAUCCGAAUAUAAGAAACUGCUAAAAGUUUGGCUAGUCGUCGACAAUGUAAAAUCGAUGAUAGAUCGAUGUUUUAUAUAUUUAUUUGUACAGUAUGAAAAUAUUUUUAUUGCGAUUUAUUGAUUAUAUUUAAUUGUGUGUAUGUGUAUAUGUACGAUGCGAUUUGUAAUAUAUGACUACAGAGACAUGGACGGACAAGAAAGUAUCAGUAUUGCACGAUCAUGUGUGAUUAUACAGGAAUGAGUAAAAUUAAAUAAAUAUUUUUUUCUCUCACAUUAUAUUUGAUUUAAUUUAAUUUAUUUAUUUAUUGCUCUCAAUUUUUCUCUAUAUUUCGCGAGUCAUUGUAUAUAUCGUCGUUAGUAAUUGAAUUUUUGUACGAAUUAGCUAGAAAUAAUUGCAAUUUUUUCUCCGUCGUACAAAAUUUUAUACAAUCUAAUUUUAAACGAUAUUUUUUUUAACAGUCGAAUUUUCUUCGUGAGAUUUUAAUCAAGCAAUGAUAUAUGAAUAUACUUUAUGUAUAUAUAAAAUAUAUCCAUGAGAGAAAAACGUAUAUUGUGUGUUCGAAGAUUUCAGAACACAAUACCAUGCUGCCAUAAUAAAUAUAGUAAAUGUAUAUCAGCAUCACGUGGUACAUAACAGUUGCUGUACCCUACCUUUCACAAGCGAAUUUUCAAUGUAAACAGAAGUGUAAACGAAUUAUUUAAUGGAAUAUCGUCUUGCGCGAGAAAGAAUACUUAAAUAUGAAUAAAUAAUUAUG